GUGUUGUAUAAAUGUGGCGAGACAAAUCGAGGCGUUGAAAUUUUGAAUAAUACUAAGACUUGGAUAAAUGCCGUCGCUUUGAUCAUUUCUUCUCUGCCUGAAUCCUACGGCAAGGUUUUACCGCAACUUAUUUCGGAAGUUCUCACCGCUGAUCUUGCAGUAAAAGAUGUCACUCCAGUUACAGCCAGUUUUUCGCCCGAUGCUACGAUGGCGCCAUCGUCGUUUCCAUAUUCGUUCUAUAGUUUCCAGUCCAACGCGGAUGCCUGCGCCUUGAUAUUGCCAGACCUGGUUGUGGCUUUUACAAAUGCGGUCUGGUAUCAUUCUAGUUUGGGCCAUCUUUCGCUUAUCCCAAGAUUGUUGAAGGAAAAUUUCAAGCCUUUAAUUCACAAUGAAGCACAGUUUCUGUUCGUUUGUCGACUGCUUGGACCAUUUUUGUAUCGUUUCUACACGGAGAAACCAAGAUGUUUGCUCGAGAUUGCUAAAGAGCUGUACGCCAUCUUGGAUGUGGUCGACAAGAAAUGUGUUCAUCUUUAUCACAUCGACACCAUAUGCGACUUUUUUUUAUCAUAUUAAGUACAUGUUUGUUGGGGAUUCUAUAAAACAGGAUAUUCAACACUACAUAGCCAGUCUGAGACCAGUACUACAAGAUCGUAUGCAGUUCAUAUCACAUGUUGCUGGGCAUGCUCGCGAGGAUACUGCCUCUGUCUCGGGGUAACGCGGGCGCAUGAUAAACGAAAUGAUGACAAAACUAUGGUACUUGGCAGAAAAAAUCGAGAAGAUAGCUGCAUGUUCAAGGCUAUUGCAGCCGCGUUAGUGGCGAUCUUGCAAAUCUGCCGUCGUAGAUAUUAUCUGGUGUUAACCAGAUUUGACUUGUCAUAUAGUACGAAUAGUAU
Dendronephthya gigantea is the source of this 893-nucleotide messenger RNA. RefSeq names its product mediator of RNA polymerase II transcription subunit 23-like. Bases 208 to 573 code for a protein of 121 amino acids. The record is from RefSeq and is a predicted model, not a curated record. Gene Ontology annotation, biological process: positive regulation of gene expression; regulation of transcription by RNA polymerase II. NCBI's taxonomy places the organism in Eukaryota, Metazoa, Cnidaria, Anthozoa, Malacalcyonacea, Nephtheidae. The transcript has 6 exons. Gene Ontology annotation, cellular component: transcription regulator complex; mediator complex.